This is a messenger RNA of Endocarpon pusillum Z07020, 651 nucleotides long. RefSeq lists its product as uncharacterized. The transcript is spliced from 3 exons. The record is from RefSeq and is a predicted model, not a curated record. Bases 1 to 651 code for a protein of 216 amino acids. Lineage: Eukaryota; Fungi; Ascomycota; Eurotiomycetes; Verrucariales; Verrucariaceae.
AUGUCUGGCUAUGAGAAGCUUUCACGCCUUAUCGGUGUUUAUCCUGAGCUUGCGAUUUAUCGCAAGUUUAGUACUCUCUGCGCGAAGAUGCUUUUGUAUAAACAGGCCGAGCUUCAACAUCUGGAGAAUGAGCUCGAUAUCAUCUCACAGAUUGACAGCUGUAAUUCCGAGAAGUCCGUCUUUGCUGUGUCAUGGAGAGCAAUUGACAAAGGUCUUAUGGAAGGUGGUGAUAAUCUUCAAAAGCAGAAAAUAUCAGAAAUCAACGAGAAGAUAAAUGAAUACUACUCUGCUCUUCUCAAAGCCCGUCAAGUCCAUACUCUCGCCAAACCAGGAGAUAGCGAUAUAAAUUUUCUCAGAGAAUGGCUUGAACGUCCUGAUGGUGGCGACUACUCUAUCAAAGGUGUUGAGGCAGAGCCAUGGAAACUCUGUCGUGCAGCCGACCUGGUCACUCUUUCACAGUCCGACGGAAGAGAUGUAUUUGCACAGUCUUUGAGCGACAACAUCUUGCCGUGGUAUCAUCGAUACUUUGGUCAUCGUCAGAAAGGGGCCACAAAAUCGAAUGACGGCCUUGAUAACAUCUGGGAGUACCAAGUUUGCUCUUUGAACCAUCCGGUCUUGCCGCAAGGACCUCCGACGGAUUCUGCUACCUAG